Alternaria viburni is the source of this 1305-nucleotide messenger RNA. RefSeq lists its product as uncharacterized. The transcript is spliced from 2 exons. The record is from RefSeq and is a predicted model, not a curated record. Lineage: Eukaryota; Fungi; Ascomycota; Dothideomycetes; Pleosporales; Pleosporaceae. The coding region runs from base 1 to 1305 and encodes 434 amino acids.
AUGGCUUUUCAUAUCAUACUGGAAGAGAUAGAAAUCGCACGAAGCGGAAGCAUCCUCGGCAUCUCGUUCUUGGCUAACGAUCUGAUGGAAACCGCUCAGAACAUUGUGGAGUUGGUGUUCACAAGUCAUGGCGGAUGGGCUUUCCUCCAGCUUGGACAACACCAGCAGUCCUUCCUCCAGCAGAUGCAGCAGAAUUACUCUUUCAACUUGCCUCAACCAAACUUCUUCAUCAAUCAGCAGAUACCACCACCAGCGAUGAUUGGCCAGGCUCCCACCCAGAAUGUUGUAGUGCACUCGCAUGGAGCCCCAGCGCCCGCUCAAAUCCAAGGGUCCUCCGAACAAGACAAAAACGAGCUCUAUCUCGAUCGACUCAACAAAGACAACAACCGCAACGAGAAGAUGAAGAACAGAUACGAGGAUGAACUAGCAGUGAAGGAGCGAGCCAGGUUGGAAGCUGAAGCGAAGAAGACGAUCGAGGCAGCGGAAGAGAAGGCUCGUAAGCUCAAGGAGGCCGAGGAAAGAUUCGAAAGGAACAAAAUUGAGAACAAUUUGAAAGAAGACACAAUACUGCGCAUUGACGAAGCGAAGAGCAGACAAGACGAGCUGGACCGUAAGACGCGUGAGAUGACGGAGAGGACAGAGCAGGAAAAGGUUGAUGCUGCACGAAGGUUUGAGCAAACACGUCAGGAAUUAGCCGCGAAAAGGGAGCAGAAGAGACGAGAGGAGGAGAGGCGAGAUCAGGAGAGGCGGGAUCAGGAGAGGCGAGAUCAGGAGAGGCGAGAUCAGGAGAGGCGGGAUCAGGAUAGGCGGGAUCAGGAGCGGCAGGAUCAGGAGAGACAGCGACAGCUCGAUGCCUCCAGAAACCGAAAAAAUGACUUGAAUAGUCAAUCAUACAACCAGCAGCGCAUGCUACCGGAACGCGAAAGACCACGAAGGUCUUCUCCGAUUCCACAAAAUCAACUCGUUUCUGACGACGACGAUGACGACUCCGACAGCGACGAAGAGAAGCGAAAAGAUCCGUACGAACUUAUCGGGCUGCCCGACAGAGGGCGCACACCAGUCAAAGACAUCGAAACUACCCAACGAGUGCUGAACAAGAUUCAUCAGAAGACUCUCGAUAGUGCGAUGUCAGAAUCCAAGAGACAACAUGCUGAGAAACGUAUGGUCGAGAUCAAGUGGGCGGCGGCCAUUCUCCUGGAUGACAUGAACAAGAGGGCUUACGAUGAGGCUGGUGCUAUAUUUCCUCAUGAGCAGCAGGCUUGGAGGAGGAAGAAUGGUAUUAGUGGUGCUGCCGGUAGGAAGUAA